AUGGCACCGAAAAGCAAACCAAACCACGACGAGACCAAGUCCGAGGGGCUCAAUGGGAAGGAACGCAACGGCGCGGCCUCGAGAUCGACAAAGAUGUCUCGAGGCGCGAGUGCCAUGGGCUCAAAUCACAAGGACAAGGAUAAAGACAGUGCUGGAGCCAACGGCGACAAGACGAGCAACGCGGCACAGCGCAGUGCUGCUGCUACAACCACAUCUUCAACCGCGGCGCCUCUGCCAGCAGUCGCACCCCCUGGCCUACAAUGGUCAACCUUUGACCGCGACGUCUUACACGAUUACCGCCGCGAGUACCGCCUCGACACCCCGACCUGCUUCUCCAACUCAUACCACCACUGGAUCCUGUCGAGGCCGGGCAUUGGUCUCCGAUCACCAACAAUGGCUCGCCGAGCCGAGUAUCGCCGCCAGAGCAAGGACGAUCUUGCCAAAGUCGUGCGGAAACACUUCAAUGGCUUGGGAAUUCAAGAAAAUGACGUUGUGGUCAGCUUCUUGCACAAGGUCCGCAAUCCCAGCAUCGCGCGGCCAAGGAGGAACAAGCUGGCACCACACUCGUCACCUCUCCCAUGA
Microdochium trichocladiopsis is the source of this 582-nucleotide messenger RNA. RefSeq lists its product as uncharacterized. The transcript is spliced from 2 exons. NCBI's taxonomy places the organism in Eukaryota, Fungi, Ascomycota, Sordariomycetes, Xylariales, Microdochiaceae. Gene Ontology annotation, molecular function: transcription coregulator activity; protein binding. The record is from RefSeq and is a predicted model, not a curated record. Gene Ontology annotation, biological process: regulation of DNA-templated transcription. Bases 1 to 582 code for a protein of 193 amino acids. Gene Ontology annotation, cellular component: histone deacetylase complex.